AUGCCGAGGGACUCGGUGGUCAUCAUUCGCUACGGGCCGUACAGUGCCGUCGGCCUGUCUGUGGAGUACCGCACCUUCCGCCUAGAGGGCCUGCAAGCUGUGUUGACCAGAGAUGGACACAAGGUCAUCCUGGAGAAGAUAGAAGACUGGAAUGUGGUAGAGCUCAUGGUGAAUGAAGAGAUCGUCUUCCACUGUAACAUCAAAGACUUGGAGUUUGGAGGUGAUGGUAAACUAGACCCGCUGUGUGAAGACGCCAGGAUAGCCGUCCUGAAUGCCUACUGAUCUCCUCGUCCAAACAGUCAUCUGAAGUCAACAGAACAGCAGCUGCCUCUGGCCCCUCCGUGCA
This is a messenger RNA of Ailuropoda melanoleuca (giant panda), 346 nucleotides long. It is a transcript of the gene C6H10orf53, whose product is annotated as chromosome 6 C10orf53 homolog. Lineage: Eukaryota; Metazoa; Chordata; Mammalia; Carnivora; Ursidae. The record is from RefSeq and is a predicted model, not a curated record. The transcript has 3 exons. Bases 1 to 282 code for a protein of 93 amino acids.